CCGAAUUUCGCCCGAGAGAGCUCUGCGAUCCCGAGUCAGAUCUAUUCGAUUCCAAUGAAUUGUUACAUGCGCCUUUUUAAUUGCAUCCUACCGCAACGCGCGAAUUUCAUGUGUUAGGACGGAUCUACUUUGAUCAAUUUAUCAACAUGCCUGCCAUCAACAACGCCGUUGUCGCUCGCGACACCCUCAGCCACAUCGUCCGCCGUGAGAACUGGGCUCAACAAGAAGCUGGCGUUAUUGUCGUCUUUUGCAUCGUUUUCGUCGUCGCUGUUGGCUUGAUCGGUCUCUGGAUAUCCAAGGCUGUUGCCAAGCGAAGAGCCACGAAGGCCGCCAUCCCCGCAUAGGGGUUGUGAAACGAGAACAUCAGUAACGUGUUACAUAUUUCGAUUCGACAACCCGUCCGUCCCUCACGAAUAUGGCGUAUCGUAUUCGAGGGACUUGGGACCUGAAGUUGGUGGUCCAAGAAAGUUAGCCAUGUCUUGCGUUACAUGCUCAACAUACCACUUAAUGGACUCUUAUCAAGAGGUUUUACGAAUAUCUGAGGCCUUUCGUUUU
Daldinia decipiens is the source of this 555-nucleotide messenger RNA. RefSeq lists its product as uncharacterized. The coding region runs from base 147 to 344 and encodes 65 amino acids. The transcript is spliced from 5 exons. Lineage: Eukaryota; Fungi; Ascomycota; Sordariomycetes; Xylariales; Hypoxylaceae. The record is from RefSeq and is a predicted model, not a curated record.